Molecule: messenger RNA, 383 nt
Organism: Protobothrops mucrosquamatus (brown spotted pit viper)
Lineage: Eukaryota; Metazoa; Chordata; Lepidosauria; Squamata; Viperidae
Product: voltage-gated potassium channel subunit beta-1
Exons: 4
Biological process (GO): negative regulation of delayed rectifier potassium channel activity
Cellular component (GO): voltage-gated potassium channel complex; juxtaparanode region of axon; extrinsic component of cytoplasmic side of plasma membrane
Molecular function (GO): transmembrane transporter binding; potassium channel regulator activity
Source: RefSeq, a predicted model, not a curated record
AUGCAAGUCUCCAUAGCGUGCACGGAGCAUAACCUCAAGAACCGGAAUGGGGAAGACAGACUGAUCAGCAAACAGACCACCACCGCUCCAAAUGCGGUCAAUGCAGCCAGAGCGAAAUUCCGGACAGUGGCCAUUAUCGCUCGCAGUUUGGGAACCUUCACCCCUCAGCAUCACAUAUCUUUAAAAGAAUCCACUGCAAAGCAGACGGGCAUGAAAUACAGAAACCUUGGGAAAUCUGGAUUAAGAGUUUCUUGUUUGGGACUGGGGACCUGGGUCACCUUUGGAGGUCAAAUUUCAGACGAGGUUGCUGAACAGCUAAUGACCAUUGCAUAUGAAAGUGGUGUGAAUCUCUUCGACACCGCAGAGGUAUAUGCAGCUGGAAA